CCACUGAGUCGGACACGCCAACGCCUUCGGUCGAAGCAAAGCAACAUCCGUCCAUAAUAAAAGCGGAAGCUUUGCUCUCAUCUUCUCCUCCGAUCCAAAUUCCAAACAAGCAAAAAGGCGGAGCAAGACCAAAGCGGCCAGUCUCUUGCAAGCCUCGCCGCCGUCGCCGCCGGCUGAUCAGCUCCGGUGCGUGCGUGCGUGCGAGCGGGAUGGGCAGCGGGAGGCCGGCUGCGUGGCGGACGUGCGCGGCGGCGGCGGUGGCUGCGUGCGCCGUGCCGGUGGCCUUGUCACUGGUGCUGCUCUGGCUGCCCCUGCUUUGCUGCGCCGUGGCCGUGGUCCGGUUCCGGCGGGCGAGGAGGAGGAUGAUGCAGAUGUGCGGCGGCAGCACAAGAGGCGGCGGGCGAUUUGGGGCGGUUGACGCCGGCGAUCGGCUGGGGCUGCUGCAGAAGUACCUCGAGGACCAGCUGGAGCUCGUCGGCGCGGAGGCAGGGGGGCUCCUCCGCGACCUCAGACAAGGGAAGUGCAGCGGUUGACGGUCGCGUUUCCUUGUUCUUUUUGGAGGUCUGUAGGAUGGCUAAUGUUUGGAAGAGGCCGAGACGAUUUUGGUCGUGUUUUGUGCUUUGUGAAAUGAAACAUCGAGAAAUUAGAGACUACUACUUUCUUUUUGCGAAAUUAGAGGAAUUAGAGACUACUGCUAGCAUUUCUUGUCACCGUGAUUAACAAGAUGGGAAAGAAAGAGAUCGGCUACUAAACUUAUGUUCUUUCUUUUGCUGAA
This is a messenger RNA of Triticum dicoccoides, 775 nucleotides long. RefSeq lists its product as uncharacterized. The transcript has a single exon. The coding region runs from base 210 to 533 and encodes 107 amino acids. NCBI's taxonomy places the organism in Eukaryota, Viridiplantae, Streptophyta, Magnoliopsida, Poales, Poaceae. The record is from RefSeq and is a predicted model, not a curated record.